This is a messenger RNA of Eutrema salsugineum, 2136 nucleotides long. Its product is annotated as ATP-dependent DNA helicase pif1-like. The transcript has 3 exons. Lineage: Eukaryota; Viridiplantae; Streptophyta; Magnoliopsida; Brassicales; Brassicaceae. The record is from RefSeq and is a predicted model, not a curated record. Gene Ontology annotation, biological process: DNA repair; telomere maintenance. The coding region runs from base 1 to 2136 and encodes 711 amino acids. Gene Ontology annotation, molecular function: DNA helicase activity.
AUGGAGGCAAACAAGAAACAUGCCUUGGGAAAGGAGCUAACAUAUGCUGAUUUCCCAACAAAAUUCGUCUGGAUCUCAAAGCAGCGGCAAUGGAGGAUACGAAAACAAGGUUUUGCCAUAGGCAGACUGGUGUAUGUCUCACCUUCCGCUGAAGACGCAUAUCAUUUGAGGAUUCUUCUCAAUAUAGUCAAGGGCCCUGAGAGUUUUGAUGACUUAAAAAAGGUUAAUGGUGUUAUAUACUCUUCCUUCCGAGAAGCAUGCUUUGCGCUUGGUUUGUUAGACGAUGAUAAAGAAUACAUCGAAGGAAUUAAAGAGGCCAGUUUUUGGGGAACUGGAAAGUUUCUUCGUAAACUUUUUGCUAUAAUGCUUCUUUCGAGUAGUGUAGCAGUUCCGAUCAACGUCUGGAAUGCUACUUGGAAAAUAUUAACCGAGGAUUUCUUAUAUCAGAAAAGGCGUGAAGAGAAUGACCCAGUUUUGGUGUUGACUGAAGCCCAAUAUAAGAAUCUUGGUUUGUCAGAUAUAGAGAAGUAUAUGCGCAGAAACGGUCAUUCAUUAUCCGACUAUAAAGGAGAGAUGCCAGUCCCUGAUGAUAUUGGAAAGUAUAAGAAAUCAAAUCAUCUAAUUCGGGAUGAGAAAUCAUACGAUCGUGCAAAACUUGCAAACGAUUAUGUCAAGUUGUUUUCAACAAUAACCAAUGAACAGAAGGAUAUCUACAAUGAGAUAAUGGAUGCAGUUACAAGAGGUAUCGGUGGAAUGUUUUUUGUUUAUGGAUAUGGUGGGACAGGUAAAACGUACAUAUGGAGGCUUUUAGGCGCUGCUCUUCGUUCUCAUGAAAAAAUAGUUCUCAAUGUUGCAUCAAGUGGCAUUGCAGCAUUGUUAUUAGAGGGAGGAAGAACAGCGCAUUCUCGGUUUGGAAUAUCCAUAGUUGUGAACGAGUAUACAUUCUGUAAUGUGAGUUCUGGAUCACACCAAGCAGAGCUGAUUGAAGCAGCCGAUCUUAUUAUAUGGGAUGAGGCUCCGAUGAUGAGCAAGCAUUGUUUUGAGACAUUGGAUCGGACUAUGCGUGAUAUACUAAAGUGUGAUAAGGUCUUUGGUGGAAAGGUCGUUGUCUUGGGUGGUGACUUUCGACAAAUACUCCCUGUUAUUGUCGGAGGCAAUAGCUCAGAGACUAUAUUGGCAACUGUGAAUUCUUCUCAUAUUUGGUCUGAUUGCAAAGUUCUGCAGCUAAAGACAAAUAUGAGACUGCUUCGUGGCGAUAAUGAUUUUAAUAAUCAAGAAAUUGAAGAAUUCACCAAGUGGAUCUUGGAUAUUGGUGAUGGAAAACUAAAUAUUCAUGAUACCAUAGAAGAUGAAUUAGAAAUUCCAGCGGAUUUGCUGAUAAGCGGAGAAGGUGAUCCUGUUAAGAGAAUAGUCUCGGAGAUUUAUGGUCAAUCUUACACAACCACUCGUGAACCAGUUUUUUUUCAGGAAAGGGCAAUACUCAGUCCACGGAAUCAGGAUGUCGACGUUAUUAAUGAAUUCAUGCUAUCAGAACUCAAAGGUGAGGAACAUGAAUACCUUAGUGCCGAUAGCAUUGAUACUUCAGACACAAGCAAAAUAGACGAAGUCGUCUAUACAGAGGAGUAUCUUAAUAGUAUAAAGGUAUCAGGGCUGCCAAAUCAUUCUCUCAAGUUAAAGAUAGGAGCUCCAAUAAUGUUGCUUAGAAAUAUUGAUCCUAAGGGUGGUUUGUGUAAUGGUACGAGGUUGCUUAUUACUCGGUUAGCUAGGUAUGUAAUCGAGGCAAGCCAUAUAACCGGGAAGAAAAUAGGAAAAAAGGUUAUCAUACCUAGAAUGUUUGUGUCACCACCAGAAGCAAGGUUUCCUUUUAGAAUGCGCCGGAGGCAGUUUCCUAUUACCAUAGCUUUUGCUAUGACUAUAAACAAAAGUCAGGGUCAGACUCUACAAAAGGUGGGAUUAUAUUUGCCAAAGCCAGUGUUCUCGCAUGGUCAACUUUAUGUCGCCGUGUCUAGAGUUACAUCACGCCAAGGGUUGAAGAUUCUUAUUACAGAUAUGAAUGGCAAAGCACAAAAGAAGACAAUGAAUGUUGUUUACAAAGACGUGUUUGAAAACAUUUAUAGAAAUUCGCGGUUGGUUUGA